This is a messenger RNA of Myripristis murdjan (pinecone soldierfish), 3059 nucleotides long. It is a transcript of the gene shox, whose product is annotated as shox homeobox. The coding region runs from base 154 to 1080 and encodes 308 amino acids. Gene Ontology annotation, biological process: regulation of transcription by RNA polymerase II. The transcript has 6 exons. Gene Ontology annotation, cellular component: nucleus. NCBI's taxonomy places the organism in Eukaryota, Metazoa, Chordata, Actinopteri, Holocentriformes, Holocentridae. The record is from RefSeq and is a predicted model, not a curated record. Gene Ontology annotation, molecular function: DNA-binding transcription factor activity, RNA polymerase II-specific; sequence-specific double-stranded DNA binding.
CUCUUCUCCACCCCUUCUAUCUAUCGCUGCUGCCAUCUCCAAAAAAGAGCGCACCGAGAGCAGACUUGUAGAGACGGUAAGGUACUGAUAAUUCACGGUGGAUUUCCCCGUUCAGGACCACUACUGACCGACCGACCGCCCGUCCGACCGACCAUGGAAGAACUUACGGCAUUCGUGUCGAAAUCUUUCGAUCAGAAAACCAAGGAGAGCAGCAAAGAGAGUAUCACGUACAGGGAAGUUUUGGAGAGCGGCUUGGCCCGUGCGAGGGAGCUGGGCAGCCCGGAGACAAACCUGCAGGACAUAACGGAGAGCAACCACUGUCCGGUGCAUCUGUUCAAGGAGCACGUAGAGCUGGAAAAGGAGAAACUGAAGGAGUUUAAUGUUUCGAGGGCUGCAGAGGGGAUAUACGAGUGCAAGGAGAAAAAGGAGGACGUGAAGUCGGAGGACGAGGAUGCACAGAGCAAACUGAAGCAGCGGAGGAGCCGCACAAACUUCACCUUGGAGCAGCUGAACGAGCUGGAGCGGCUCUUCGACGAGACGCACUACCCCGACGCCUUCAUGCGGGAGGAGCUGAGCCAGCGGCUGGGCUUGUCGGAGGCCAGAGUCCAGGUUUGGUUUCAAAACAGAAGAGCAAAAUGUCGAAAACAAGAAAACCAGAUGCACAAAGACAUCUCUCCCUUCUCUGCAGGUGUUAUUCUGGGCACUGCUAGUCACCUUGACGCAUGCAGAGUAGCACCCUAUGUCAAUAUGGGUGCCCUCCGGAUGCCCUUCCAACAGGUUCAAGCCCAGCUCCAGUUGGAGGGGGUCACCCACUCCCACCCUCACCUGCACCCUCACCUGGCUGCUCACGCUCCCUACCUGAUGUUCCCGCCCCCUCCCUUUGGACUUCCAAUUGCAUCGCUGGCCGACUCGGCCUCGGCAGCGGCGGCGGUGGCGGCAGCUGCCAAAAGCAACAGCAAGAACUCGAGCAUCGCUGACCUGCGACUCAAGGCAGGACUUCUGCAGGGCCAGUGGCUCAGUCCACUCCAGGCACAGAUCACAACCCCAGGACCGUACAAACACAUGUGGAUGUCUGUCUGAGGGCCGGGCCGGCCGCUCAGACAAGAAGACGUUAUAACAAAGCAAACUGGCAGGCAGCAGGCAGCAGCAGGGCCAAAACUAGAGGCUCACUGACGCCGAUGGCCGCCAUGUUGACAAUGCAGAGGUUUGAGCAUGGGGGGAAAGACAGACCCACACACCACCACAAGGCAUUGGAACGUCUCUCACCUUUACACACCCUCCCCCUCACUAAAUAAAUAAAAAAAAAAAAAAAAGAAUGAAAAAGAAAUCAUAGAAUGGCCAUAUUUGUCUCCAACCACUGUGUUCCCUGCUGCUGCCAAGUGCAUGAGUUCUAACGGAGGACAACAGACCUUUUCUGGCACUGGCCUCCAUCCAUACGUGACAUUGCGCUCAACAACUGUUUUUAACACUGCCAUUCAACAUGCCCACUGCCCCCCCUCCUCCUCCUCCUCCCCCUCCACGCCACCACCCCAUAAAGUGAAAGGUCACUGGUCUCCAUUAGGGUUUGACAUCCUUAUGCUAUGGACUUGUGCUAUUACAAAAGCAACAACUCCUUUCUUCUUCUUCUUCGCUGACAGGGGAAAGAGACAUGUUUUUUCUUUCUGUGUUGCCGGGCAUGUGUCAGCGAGACGUCGUUUGCAUUUCUCCUCACAUUGUGCUCUCUCUUUCUUUACUUCUUUCUGUUUAUUGUGCUGUAUCCUGGGUAAAGAAGUGAAGAUAGCCUUUGCACUUCAGGUCUUGUAUGUGGGUGUUUACAAAUGGCACUACAAGCAGAUACUACUUUACUAAUUGAGGGGGGAGGGGGAUUUGAUAUCAUCAUGCUAUCAGCAAAAGGACAUUAUCUUGGAUAAAGGGUAUAACUGCGUUUUUGUUUUUGUUUUGUAAUUCUGAAAAUAUGAAGAAUGCAUCAGUUAAACUGAAAUGCAAUGGUGUGCAGUUUAAGUGCAAUACUGUAAAUAGGAAAAAAAAAGUAAAAACAACUAGCAGUUAAUCCUCAACGAUAAAGAGACCCAAUGAUUUUCAGUCAUUUUUCAAGCACUGAUAUCAUUGGAGUGAAGUUGAAGUUCUUUGCCAAACACACCAGUUUUUCUAAGGCAGUGUAUAUUAUGUUAAGUUUAAGAAAAGUCAUUCACAACCAUGUGCCAUAUCCUGCAUAAACUCCUAUGUAUUCAAAUGGUUUUUGUAUACAUCAGGUACAAUUAUUUCUUGUUGAGGAAAGACAUGAGCACAUUUUUCAAUGCUGCAGAAAUGAACUGCUUGGGGUCUGAAAAAAAAAAAUCUCCUCACUGUCCAAUGAACAUUAGAGAAAACCAUAAAAAACCCAUUUAAGAUUCUGGCAAGUGCACAGAACAAAAUCAACAAAUCAUUAUUGUGAUCCAAACGAAACAGUUGUUUUUUCCAAUAUGAUUAACUUAAUUCUGCAUGUUACAUGUGACACUCAUUGCUCAUUUCCAAAUAAUUCAAAAAGCAUUUACGAAAUUGCUCCAGGCAAAUUAAGAAAAUUUUUGCAAUGUUUUGAAAUUCAAAGGUUAUUUAAAACACUGCUGUCAGAGCUCCUUUAAAUAUGUAGAUCCUAGAAAGGUCUACCUCGAAUUUCCAAACAACUUUUUCUCUGUUAACAAACCUCCAUCUAGAAUUGUUUAUCUAUGUCUCCAUUUUAAAUUAAACAUAUGGGUGUUUUAUUUAUUAUUUUGUCUGAAAGUUUAUGAAAGAUGAAAUAGUUGAACUACAAGUGUACAUUUUUACAUGGCUUUGCAUUUAUUUUUGUAUGUUUUUUUAAGUGUUAAAUUUGAAUUAGGAGGUGUGGCUGUAGUGCAUUGUUUGCCUAAAAUGUAGCGUGUCCGAGUUUACAAACAUUUCAGGGAUGGUUGAAUUUAACAAAACUCCAUGGAAUUUGUUGUACCCAUUGCAAUUAUUAUCAUUUUCAUAUGCAAGCAUGCCAAUCAUCAUCGUAAAGUUUAUGUUUUCCCCUUUUGAUUCACAAAAUAUGAAUGUACAUC